Molecule: messenger RNA, 1461 nt
Organism: Dermatophagoides farinae (American house dust mite)
Lineage: Eukaryota; Metazoa; Arthropoda; Arachnida; Sarcoptiformes; Pyroglyphidae
Biological process (GO): G protein-coupled receptor signaling pathway
Cellular component (GO): bursicon neuropeptide hormone complex; extracellular region
Molecular function (GO): G protein-coupled receptor binding; neuropeptide hormone activity
Source: RefSeq, a predicted model, not a curated record
UCUCUUGUGUUUCACAAAUUUUUUUGCAUUUUGGUAUACAUUCCUAUUAUUCGUCAUAGGAAUCGUUAAAUUUAUGAAAUAAAAUGAACCAUUGCAAAAGAUUUCGAAAAUAAAAUAAACUUAAUUUAAAAACCAAUUCCAGCUACACUCAUAUCAUGUGAAGAGAAAAUUUUAUUGUCAUUUAUUGUUGGUUUUAUAAUUUUGGAAACAGAUGAUCGUUUUUAGCCAAAAUUUUUUCAACAAUUCUUUUCUAAAUCAAGUGUGCUAAGAAAAAAUUCUUUAUAUUGAUUUUACUUGAUUAUUAUUGCACAGAGACCAACUUGUGUUUUCAUUUGUGCUUGUCUAUUCAUUUCGAACAGUUAAAUAAAAAUGUCAAUUUUGUCUAGAAUUACUUUAUUGCAAUUAUAAUGUUCGAGUUGAUCCCAUUUUUGAUUUUCUUCUCAUUCUGCACACACUGUUGGAUAUCCUGUUGACAAGCAAAAUCACUUAGGCUGGCAACAUGGUUACAUUUUCAUAUUUAAGUUUGAUGUUAUUCUGAUGUCAAUAUGAAUCAAUCCCAGUGGAUGUCACCUUAAUUCACCACUUAUAUAGUUAGAUUUUAACAGGUUUCAGAUAAAAACAGCAUUUGUAUUGAAGCGAUCAAUCAGAUCAGACCUUUUAAACAAAGAAUGAACAUGUUUCGAAAAGGUAAAUCAAUUUGGUUUGACCGAUGGCUGCUUCUUCAACUAUUAUUCGUCACUAACUUGCCCGAGAAAAUAAUCACCGGUAGUGAAUCAAGUGAAUUCAUCGAUUCUAAUAUAAUGGUCAAUGAUGGCCAAAGCAUCGAUAAACACGAGCAGACAAGAAUGGCCGAAUGUCAUUUACGUCCAGUUAUUCAUAUUCUACAACGAGCUGGUUGUAUUCCAAAACCAAUACCUUCGUUCGCUUGCUAUGGAACAUGUAAUUCCUAUGUACAAGUUUCCGAUUCUAAAUUUUGGCGAUUGGAACGUUCAUGCAAUUGUUGUCAAGAAAUCGGUGAACGGGAAGCAUCGGUCAUGCUUCAUUGUCCUGGCCAGACGCCUCAAUAUCGUCGAGUGACAACCCGGGCUCCAGUUGAAUGUCUAUGUCGACCAUGUUCAGCUGUUGACGAACAGCAGGUGAAACCAUUAGAGAUGUUUCUUCAUAAUCAUCAAUUUAAUUCCAAUUUGCCAUCCGCGCUGAAUGUGAAUGAAAAUGAGAGCAGUGGCCAGCGAAUUAAUCGUCGAAUCAAUCUUCAUGCCCGUGGUUAAAUCCACCAUCGUAGUCGAUCAAAUUAUUUGUUUUAAAAGAAGAAUAAACUUGAUUUGAUCAAAAUUCUUUAGCUGGUAUUCUAACACAUUGACAUUUCAAUGCUAAUUCUAAAUAUUUCUUUAAUUGGAAUUGUAACUGUUUUGAAUAAUCAAAAUAAAAAUUCAACAUCUAAUUAGUCAUUUGAUAUUUUUC